AUGUACGGUCACAGUGGGGCAGGACAGAUCGGGAAUGUCACAGUCAGUUUCGGCGCCAGUGAUGGCCGUACCACUGUUGUUGAUGCUGCUGACGCUGCUAAUGGUGGUGGUGGUGGUGAUGAUGGUGGUGGUGGUGGUGGUGGUGGUGGUGGUGGUGGUGGUGGCGGUUGUGGUGGUGGGCACACUAGGCAAUGGGAUGUGGUUUUGGCUAGACAUGGUGGAUCUACAAGCUGGGCUUGGUGCGCCGAUUGUGAAGUGAAAUUCGCUGUUGUGGAUACGCAUGUGACAUAA
Messenger RNA from Spirometra erinaceieuropaei, 291 nucleotides. The record is from the annotation of a GenBank genome assembly. Lineage: Eukaryota; Metazoa; Platyhelminthes; Cestoda; Diphyllobothriidea; Diphyllobothriidae.